UUCGCGGACUGUGGAUAGCGGAAAGAGGUUAGGGGUUUUGCCUCCGUGAUGGCAGCAGACGCUGGCAGGCGGCUGGACGUGGCCAACCUCCUUUCCUUCGGCGACGACGUCGUCGGGGUGCUCCUCGAUAGUAAGGAUGGUGAAUCCCUCGCGCAGGCUUACGACGGGGCGCGGAUGCUGCGAUCCGCCUGCCACUCCGAGUCCGGGGACCUCAAGCUCCAGGUGAAAGAGUAUCAGGAUAAAAUCAACUCAUGUAAGGAAAAGUUAGACAAAGCAAAAUCUGAAGCAGUUACGGAUGAAGAACUGAGGGCACUGCGAAAUGAGAUGAAAGGGAAACUCCAGAGCGAGCAACAGCUUCGCCAAGACUUAAGGGCAGUAAGUGAUGAGCUUGAUAACCUAGACCUUCAAAGGGCUUCAACAGAAGAAAGGAAGAAUGCUGUCAAGAAGAAGGAGAAAGGCAUGCUAAAGGCACAAAGUAUGCUUUCUAUGUGUGUUUCGGUUACAAAUAUCAUGCCAAAUUUUGAAGAUCAAGAUAAGAUUUCUGGAUAUACUGUUGACAAGAACAUGGAGAAGCUGGAGAAGUUCGAAUUUGAGAAGACAAUGUCACCAGUUGAGAUCUGCGACAAGUUUUGGAAAAUGAUUUAGGGCCUGCUACCUGCAGAUCAUACUCAUUGUACAUUAGCAGAAAUUGAUUUUUGCACUGUUCUGCAAGGUAAUAGCCUACCAAUGUGAAGAAUGCAACUCAUCCAGUUGCUUCAUAUGACCUAGUUGUAUGGCAAUCUGCUCUUCAUAUGUUGGCAAAUAGACUAGCCCAGGUUUGUUCUCGAUCUAGAUAUGAUUUUCUGCUUUGGUAUUUCA
This is a messenger RNA of Lolium perenne, 858 nucleotides long. Its product is annotated as kinetochore protein SPC24 homolog. Lineage: Eukaryota; Viridiplantae; Streptophyta; Magnoliopsida; Poales; Poaceae. Gene Ontology annotation, biological process: regulation of chromosome segregation. The record is from RefSeq and is a predicted model, not a curated record.